AUGGCCCACAACCUAAAUGGCGGCAAUGGUAAUCCGGCACCACCUUCGUAUAACGAAGAACCGCCGUCAUAUUAUAACGAUAGCGUCCUAACCUACGACACGAAUGAUGACGUGACAGCUCCCAUUUCCGAGCACGGUCGACAAGAUGGAUCGACGAUGAGACUUUUAUCACCCAGCGAAGGCAGCUACGUUGAUGAGAAUGUUGAUAGAUACUCGGCAGAGGCAGAUGUGGGUGGCGCGCAUUUUAGAGGCUCGCAUAAUGGGAUUGUCAAAUCUUCUAUUCCAAGUUCAGUUCCCUCCGAAUCGCAACAAAAUAAGGAUGCCGAGGCCCCAGGAUAUGCUCCAAGGAAUUCCAGUUUACCUAUAUACUGUCCCCCGGCUGAGAUGCCCUCGACUCUACUACAAUGCCCCGUCAAUACAGUACGAACGAUGUCCCUGAUUCAAAAUGGAAACAAGGCUACCAAGGAUAAGGAAAUCAAACCCCAAAAAUCGGUGUCUUUUGCGGUUCCAAAACCUGCUCCUACCCUUAGGAUGGUCGUUGACCCGCUAAUGAUCCCCCCUCCUCUCCGGCUAGCUACACCCAAGCCGCCAUAUCCACCGCCCGGGUCGUCGCGAUACCAACCACUACACCAGCAUAAUCACUCGACAACAUCUUUCGCGCCGUCUCGACCACCAUCAAGUUUAAGCAAUGCGCCUAGUUUGCCGCCUCCAAGCAGUUCAGGGGACCGACCAGGUUCGCCAACUCGACCUUGGACGCCAUCUGGCGCUACCGACCGGGAGAGGCGACCUCCUUCUAUCACUAAUUACGAACCCGCAGAAAUUAAUGGUAGCCCACGACCAGGCACCCCGAGCUCGAGAUAUGGUGGUAGCCCACGUCGACCACUUCCGCCGGCACCGCUUUUUUCUGCGCCGUCAGCUGGUGAAACGAGUAUUGAUAUCGGAAGCGAGGUCGAUGAUCCUUUUGGAGGAAAUGGGAGGACGAUCGAUUCAAAACCAGGGUCCCGGGCUAGUAUGAGGUCCUACAGCUCCUACCUUACCGAAUCAACCAUGGUUACAGACGAAAAGGAUACCAUGAGCAAAGUGGAUCUUGAUGAUGACUGGUCAGAGACCAACACUGAUCCAAACUUGCAUUAUGGACCAGCUCCUACCGGUCGUCAAGAUCGUAGAGGCGUCAGGCAAGCCCAGAUGACCAAGAAGGAGGUCAAAUUGAUCAACGGUGAACUCGUGUUGGAAUGCAAAAUUCCAACAAUUCUGCAUAGUUUCCUUCCUCGCCGAGAUGAUCGCGAAUUUACACAUAUGCGAUACACUGCUGUGACAUGCGACCCGGAUGAUUUCGUGCCACGAGGGUACAAGUUACGGCAAAACAUCGGUACCACGAUGCGAGAAACCGAAUUGUUUGUUUGCAUCACUAUGUACAACGAAGAUGAAAUCAAUUUCACUCGGACAAUGCAUGGUGUCAUGAGAAAUAUCUCUCAUUUUUGCUCCCGAACGAAAUCUCGAACAUGGGGAAAGGAUGGCUGGAAGAAGAUUGUUGUGUGCAUCAUUGCAGACGGCAGACAAAAGGUGCAUCCACGAACUCUCAACGCCCUUGCAGCGAUGGGUGUUUAUCAAGACGGUUUUGCAACGAACGUCGUCAACCAGAAGGAGGUUACCGCCCACGUGUACGAGUAUACGACCCAAGUCUCACUCGACUCUGAUAUGAAAUUUAAGGGUGCAGAAAAAGGCAUCGUCCCAUGCCAGGUUAUCUUCUGCCUGAAGGAGCGUAACCAGAAAAAGCUCAAUUCCCAUCGAUGGUUCUUCAACGCGUUCGGUCGUGCUCUGACCCCCAAUGUUUGUAUCUUACUCGAUGUCGGUACAAAACCAGCUCCCACAGCUCUAUAUCAUCUCUGGAAAGCGUUCGAUCAAGACUCGAAUGUUGCCGGGGCCGCAGGUGAAAUCAAAGCUGGUAAGGGGAAAGGAUGGCUUGGCUUAUUCAAUCCUUUGGUCGCGUCUCAGAAUUUCGAGUAUAAGAUGUCCAAUAUCUUGGAUAAACCGCUCGAAUCCGUUUUUGGGUAUAUUACUGUGCUGCCAGGUGCAUUGAGUGCGUAUCGAUACCAUGCGUUACAGAAUGAUAGCACUGGCCAUGGGCCUCUCAGCCAGUACUUUAAGGGAGAAAUGUUGCAUGGGAAAAAUGCCGAUGUUUUCACAGCAAAUAUGUACUUGGCAGAAGAUCGCAUUUUGUGCUGGGAGCUUGUUGCUAAAAGGGAAGAUCAGUGGAUUUUGAAGUUUGUGAAAAACGCUGUUGGGGAGACUGACGUUCCGGAUGCCGUUCCUGAAUUCAUCUCCCAACGACGAAGAUGGCUCAACGGCGCUUUCUUUGCUGCUGUAUAUUCUCUCACUCAUUUCCGCCAGAUAUGGAAGACGGAUCAUUCGGUUAUGCGAAAGAUCCUGCUUCAUAUCGAGUUCAUAUACCAGUUCGUCAGUUUAAUUUUCACAUUCUUUUCUUUGGCCAAUUUUUAUAUCACGUUCUAUUUUAUUGCCGGAACUCUGGCAUCCAAGGAUAUUGACCCCUUUGGGCAUAAUAUUGGGAAAAUUAUCUUCGUGAUAUUAAGAUAUGCCUGUGUUUUGCUUAUUUGCUUACAAUUCAUCCUAUCUAUGGGCAAUCGACCUCAAGGCGCCAAAAAGAUGUUUAUGUCAAGUAUGAUCGUGUAUGGAAUUAUCAUGGCCUAUACGACAUUCGCUGCCCUGUACAUGGUAGUCAUUCAACUCAAGCAGCUGAACGAUCCGAAGAAAAAGGACCAGAAUCUGGGCAGCAACGUUUUCACCAAUAUCAUCGUCUCGACACUCUCGACAGUUGGUCUCUACUUCUUCAUGUCCUUCAUGUACCUCGACCCGUGGCACAUGUUUACAUCUUCCCUUCAAUACUUCGCCCUUCUCCCCAGCUACCUCUGCACUCUCCAAGUCUAUGCUUUCUGUAACACCCACGACGUCACCUGGGGCACGAAGGGCGACAACGUCAUCCACACCGAUCUCGGCAUCGCGCGAACAACUGACCCUUCCACCGUCGAACUUGAAAUGCCCUCAGAACAACUUGACAUCGACAGCGGGUAUGAUGAGGCUCUUCGCAACCUGCGAGAUCGGCUCGAAGUCAAAGCUCCCGAAGUCUCUGAAGCCCAGAUGCAAGAAGACUACUAUCGCGCGGUGCGUACGUACAUGGUCUCGAUAUGGGUCAUCGCCAAUGCUACUCUCGCCAUGGCGGUGAGCGAGUCCUACAGCCAGCAUCAGGUCGGUAGCAAUGGGUAUCUAGCUUUUGUGUUAUGGGCCGUUGCAGGCCUGGCGGUUUUCCGUGCCCUGGGCUCUACGGCCUUUGCGGUGUUGAAUGUGGUGCAUAAGAUCGCGGAGGGGAGGUUGAAGCUUACUGCGGGAUCGAACUCGUCAUCGAGUGUUGGUAGCGCCGCGGUCCUGAGUAGUAAGGGCUUUGGCGCUCAUAGGAAUAUGGGUGAGAAGGUGAGAGAUUGGUUUAGUGAGACGGGGUGGAAUAUAAAGAGGAAAGCGGACAGGAUAGCAUUCUGGAAGAAAUGA
Messenger RNA from Uncinocarpus reesii 1704, 3561 nucleotides. Its product is annotated as chitin synthase 2. Gene Ontology annotation, cellular component: cell septum; cell periphery. The transcript is spliced from 6 exons. NCBI's taxonomy places the organism in Eukaryota, Fungi, Ascomycota, Eurotiomycetes, Onygenales, Onygenaceae. Gene Ontology annotation, molecular function: chitin synthase activity. The coding region runs from base 1 to 3561 and encodes 1186 amino acids. The record is from RefSeq and is a predicted model, not a curated record.